CCCGGGAGUUUGGGCUCCGCAGCCGUCUCCACAGGAAGUGCACGAGGAGCCAGAGGAGGACGUCGCCGACGCCAUUGGGCCCGCCGUCCGCACUGCAAGAAUGGAUAAAUUUCGUAUGAUGUUCCAGUUUUUGCAGUCCAAUCAAGAGUCUUUCAUGAAUGGCAUCUGUGGCAUCAUGGCUUUGGCCAGCGCGCAGCUAUACUCAGCCUUCGAGUUCAGCUGCCCCUGUAUGCCGGAGUAUAACUACGCGUAUGGGAUCGGGAUUUUAGUAAUUCCGCCAGUUUGGUUUUUCUUACUUGGGUUUGUGUUGAACAACAACGUUUCGAUCCUGACUGAAGAGUGGAAACGGCCGGCAGGAGAGCGCGGGAAAGACCCGACGGUCCUGCGCUACAUGUUGUGUUCAAUUACGCAGCGCUCUCUGAUCGCGCCAGCGGUUUGGAUAUCCGUGACGCUGAUGGACGGGAAAAGUUUCCUUUGCGCCUUCAGCGUCGACUUGGACGUAAAUCGGUUUGAAAAGCGGAGAAAUCACAACCUCUCGGAAGCGGAGCUCCUAAGAUUGCUGGCCAAAAUUCCAUGCAAGCACAUAUUCGAGGGCCAUGACGUUAUAUCACGAGAAGAAGCAUCCAGGUAUAUCCAGUGUAUAUCACAGGCGUUUGGUUGGACCUUCCUGCUGCUGCUGACCGUCAUCGCUUUCAUGAUCAGAGCGAUCCGGCCUUGUUUUACGCAGGCCGCCUUUCUGAAAACCAAGUAUUGGUCCCACUACAUCGACAUAGAGCGCAAGAUGUUCGACGAGACCUGCACGGAGCACGCGAAAACCUUCGCCAAGGUGUGCAUUCAGCAGUACUUCGAGAGCGCCAGCGGCGAGAUGCACAGCUUUCACAACCACCGCUUCGACACGCCCGACAGCGACGACGAGGAAAAACACAAGAGCGACGAGGAGAAGCUCCUGGGCAUCACGGCCCAGGACGACAUGAACAAAGUCCUCUGGAACUGGCACGCGUGCAAACCGCCACUCACCCUGAAAAAGGACCUUCUUAAUGGAGACGCCAACGGAAAUGGUUUGAUGAACGGCUUUGCUCACCAGACGCCCAAGAAAGAGUGGGUUACCUACCAUAGUAAGGUUUGAACAUUUAUUUUAAAAAAUGACAGGACCGACAAUGGAAUUUAUAUAAAUCAAAUCGCAUGUCCGGGAUCCGAGUGGACAAAUAAUUUGGCGAGCAGAAAAUAAUCUGUAUUUUCACGGGCAUCAUGCGGCUCCUUAAGAACAUGCGAGUGAAAGGCUGCGAACAUUUUGAGCUUUCAUGUCAUGACGUGAUGUCAAAAACGACACGACAGUGGCACACUGACAUGAUCCUAAACUAUCAAGUGAUCUCCUGCUUGAUUUGUGAAGUUAGACUUUAUUAAUAUUAUUUACAAGCUAUAACAAAAUAAAGCUAUUAAAAAAUAAAUGAAUGAAAAGAUUAGCAUGCCCUGUAGAGUGUUUUCCUUUAUAUGUGAUUUAUGUUUUUACUAGAAAUCUGAAUAUUAAGCUGAUGUAGAUCUGUUAAACGUCCUCCUGCAAUUAUCCGCCCACCUGUAGCACCAUCAAUAAACGCUUGACUUACAUUCAUUUUUUAUUUACAAAUGAAACACAAUAUCACCGAAUGGAGACAUUCUGUUUGGUACAACUUCAUGAAUGAUAUUUGCAGGAUUGUGGAGGGUUAAAAUCAUUCAACAUUUUUGCCCAGAUUAGGCACUAAAUCGAGAAGGUUACAUAAAGUUUCACAUUAUGUCGUCACGCGUACUUAUUGCCGGACAAAAUGCCAAGAUCCUUUUGC
Molecule: messenger RNA, 1817 nt
Organism: Anguilla rostrata (American eel)
Lineage: Eukaryota; Metazoa; Chordata; Actinopteri; Anguilliformes; Anguillidae
Gene: calhm1b
Product: calcium homeostasis modulator protein 1
Exons: 3
Coding region: 101-1126 (341 amino acids)
Cellular component (GO): plasma membrane
Molecular function (GO): monoatomic cation channel activity
Source: RefSeq, a predicted model, not a curated record